Mytilus trossulus (common blue mussel) is the source of this 2904-nucleotide messenger RNA. Its product is annotated as nuclear factor NF-kappa-B p100 subunit-like. The record is from RefSeq and is a predicted model, not a curated record. Lineage: Eukaryota; Metazoa; Mollusca; Bivalvia; Mytilida; Mytilidae. Gene Ontology annotation, molecular function: protein binding. The transcript has 10 exons. Gene Ontology annotation, biological process: protein localization to ciliary inversin compartment. Gene Ontology annotation, cellular component: ciliary inversin compartment. Bases 90 to 1226 code for a protein of 378 amino acids.
AUCAAAAACAUUUUCUGUCAGUUUCCUGUAUGCCUCCCACGUGAAGUAUUUUCCCUGUCAGUGACGUCUGAAGUAAAAUUUCAAUAAAAAUGGGGUCAGAAAAGUUGGUAUCAGAGAUGACAAGAUCAGAGUUAGAGCAAUACAAACACAGUCCAGAAACAGAGUUAACUGCCUUGGUCUGUCAGGCCUGUGAAAGUGGAGAUUUCAAUUUACUAACAGAUUAUCUCAGGAUAUUAUGGGAUACAGACCCACAAAGAGUAAAUGCCACAGAUAAAGCUGGAAUGACUGCUUUACAUUUUGCUGUUUCUUGUCAGAACAUUACUGCAGUUAAGACACUAAUGACCUACGGUGGGUUAGCAUCAGUUCACAUACAGGAUGCUUUAGGUUUCACACCAUUGUUCUUGGCAACAGGUCGCUAUCCUAGUGUUGAAAUUUCCAAACACUUAAUAGAACAAGGUAAAGCUGACAUUAACCUGAAGACAUUAACAGGAGCUACACCUUUACAUGGAGCAGCCUUACAAGGAAAUAUAGAUUGUAUACGAUUACUUCUUGUGAAACAUGCUGACCCUAGGGUGGAAGAUGAAGAUGGGACAACACCCAUGGAACUGGCAAAAGAUGAUGCAUCUAGAACGUUACUUCAUGAUGCUGUCAUUGAUGCAGAUUCAAAAAGAGAUGCUGUUGAUGCAGUGUGUGCCCAGUGUAAACAGAUACCAAAAGAUGGUUUAAAGAGGUGUGGCCAGUGUCAUGUGACCUUAUACUGCAGUAGAGAUUGUCAGUUGAAACACUGGAAGUUUAGUGGACAUAGGAGCGAUUGCACAGGAUAUGUGAUUGCCAGACCAUUUCAUUAUGGAGAAAAGGCUGGUGAAGGAUUUCAUACAUCCUUCUACAGAGUGAUGGGAUCCACUAAAUCUGAUGUUAAAGUCUAUGUCAGAAAUGCAAAUGAAGCUGCACAAAAAAUGGCAUUUCUUACUAACAAGAGAUUUGUUGUCAAAGUACAGGUUCCAAUAGGUGCAUCUUCAGGGGAAAUGAUGGUCUACAAUGCAGAUCGAAGUGUAGAGGGCUAUGUAUAUCAUACAGAAAAAGGAUAUGAAAAUUUGACUAAAAGAAUACAAACAGAAGGAUUUAUGAGUGUAAAAGCCUUCUUCUGGGCAGAAAUCAUGACAGGUAUUGAUGAAGGCUGUUUUAAAAUAUUUCAUGGAAAGUGUGCUCCCUACCAGCAAUGGUGAAUUAGCUGCAAUGUGUAUUUUUCUAAACAGUUGUAUUAACAUUAGUGCUUUACUUUCUUCACUAUGGAUGUAAUUCUAAGAAGAGUCAACCAUGUAUCUGACAUUUAAGACAUGUAUGCAGUAAACUGAGUUUGAACGAAUAAUAGAGCAGUUUCCAGUGCUUACAAUAAAAAAAAAUGUUUUUUUGUUUUUUAUAUUUACAAUGUACACAUGUGCUGUAUAAAAUGGUAUAUAGAUAUAUAUAUAUAAAUUGAAUUCUGUCUGGGGAAAAAAACCCAUUAACAUACAAGUGUUGAAGGCUUGAAUUCUGUAUUGUUUAGUUUCUGCUCAUACUGAAAAUUUUUACAUUUUCAAGUGAUUCUUUUUCUAGAAAAUGGGGACCAUCUUAGAAUGUUUAGAUGUAUUUUAUUUGUUUGUUUCUGUUAUUUCUUUGCUAAAAAGUUUACAAUAAUCACAUUGUUGAUCUCUAGAUGUCUUGUUGGUUUUUUUUGUAUGAGGCUGUUGUCUCAUAACUGUUUAUCCCACAUACUUAAUUAUUGAUAUAAAAUUUUUGAAUUUGCAUUUAAGAAAUACUCAUUAUUAUUCAUUUAUCAAAAGGUAUCAUUCAUGAAAAUAUUUUUAUUUAAACAGUUAAUUUAUACAAGCAUUACUUGAAAACAACUGAUUCUAAGAUUUUUAAAUUUGUGGAGAUGAAUAACUUGAAUUGUUUACUAUGCUUGUCUUGUUUCCUUGUUUAUCUAAAAAAAAUAUUAACAUUGAAGUUAAUGUAUGUGUAAUAUUUUUUGGGAAUAUUAGUAUACAUUUAUCUUUUCAAUAUAACUUCCAUUAAGAUUCCAUUUAUAGAAAUAUAGUUCAUUGUUGAUAAGAAUGUUAAAAAAACAUAUUUCAUAUAACUUAAAACAGAUCUUUCUUUAGAUAGUUAAGAACUAAACAUGUUAAAUGUGAAUAAGAAAAGGUUUUCCCUGAAACCUGCCCUUGUUUAUAUGAACUAAACAUGUUGAAUGUGAAUAAGAAAAGAUUUUUGCUGAAACUGCCCUUGUUUAUAUGAACUAAACAUGUUUAAAGGGAAUAAGAAAAGAUUUUCACUGAAAUAUCAUUGUUUAUAUGAACUAAACUUUAAAACUAAUCUAAACAUGUUGAAUGUGAAUAAGAAAAGAUUUUCGCUGAAAAUGCCAUUGUUUAUAUGAACUAAACAUGUUGAAUGUGAAUAAGAAAAGAUUUUCACCGAAAAUGCCCUUGUUUAUAUGAACUAAACAUGUUGAAUGUGAAUAAGAAAAGAUUUUCACUGAAAAUGCCCUUGUUUAUAUGAACUAAACAUGUUGAAUGUGAAUAAGAAAAGAUUUUCACUGAAAAUGCCCUUGUUUAUAUGAACUAAACAUGUUGAAUGUGAAUAAGAAAAGAUUUUCACUGAAAAUGCCAUUGUUUAUAUGAACUAAACAUGUUGAAUGUGAAUAAGAAAAGAUUUUCGCUGAAAAUGCCAUUGUUUAUAUAUUAUUUCUUUAAAUGUUCAUAAUUUGAGCUUUCUGUAUAUAAUAGUUGAUAAAUUUUAUCAGCCAUUCAGUAAAUAAGUUUUGCUUGUUGACUUGUGUUAAUCAUUCCAAAAGGGGAAAACAUUCCAAUUAUUUUGUAUUUUGUUUUAUACAAAUGUUGUUUUUGCUAUUAAAGAAAAAACAUUUAA